UCGACGAAUCGUCUGAAGUUCUUCGUACCAGGUGGGGAAGCGCGCUCCAGUGCCUAUCGAGUACUAGUUCGAGCUCAGGACGACGUUAUUCCGUUUGAAAAGCUGAUUCCUGGAGCGCCAGACCUAAAGACGCUUUUCUUACAGACUGAUAAAAGCGUCUAUAAACCUAUGGAUACAGAUCUUUUGGUCACACAUGAGCAGGGAACAUUACCCUAA
Messenger RNA from Gongylonema pulchrum, 216 nucleotides. The record is from the annotation of a GenBank genome assembly. Lineage: Eukaryota; Metazoa; Nematoda; Chromadorea; Rhabditida; Gongylonematidae.